CAGGAUUGAGAGAAUUUGGGAAGCUUUUCUGAAAGUAAUAGGAAGUAGUGACACGGUUUAGGAUCAUUGUUACAGUAGGAAAAUAUGAUUUGAUGGUAAUCAUACAUAGUGGCCAGGAAGGGAUAUAAUGGCUAGUGCUGCAGUUAUUGGACUCAGUGGAGGAAAGAGGCUUUUGGGUUCAUUAUACCAUUACUCUGAUAUUAUAGAAAAGCUUUCUUAUGGAAGUGAUUUUGGAUCCACACAGUAUCAGAUUGUUUCAACAAAAUCUGUGAUAGUUGCCAAGAAGUCAUCCAACUACACUCCAACUUUUCCAGCAUCGAACCGGCAGAAUCAGUCCAUCAAGGCUCUUAAGGAGCAUGUUGAUGAUGCUGCUACCGUUGCGGAGCCAUGGUUUCAGAGUUCCAGUUCUAAUGACUUAGAAGUGGAAAGCUCUGAAAUGGGUUAUUCUGUGGAGGCUCUUCUUUUGCUGCAGAAGUCAAUGCUGGAAAAGCAAUGGAGCCUUUCCUUUGAAAGGGAAGUGCUGACAGAACGUUCUAGUAAAGGGAAAAUCCGUAGGAAAGUGGCAGCGGUGACAUGUUCUGGAGUGUCUGCAAGGCAAAGAAGAAUGAAUGCCAAGCGGAAGACUGUGGUUAAAGCCUGUGGUGCUGUGCCGCUGAAGUCCAAAAUCAGUCCAGAGCGGCUUCAAAACCGUGUGAAGGGUUAUGUGAAAGGAGUAGUGAGUGAGGAAUUGCUCUCUCAUGCAGAAGUGGUUAGCCUAUCAGAGAAAAUAAAAGUUGGGCUUUCCUUAGAUGAGCAGAAAUCCAGAUUGAAGGAGAGACUGGGAUGUGAACCCUCUGACGAUGAAAUGGCAACUUCAUUGAAGAUGUCUCGUACUGAACUACGAGAAAAAAUGCUAGAGUGCUCUCUGGCAAGAGAAAAGUUGGCUAUGAGCAAUGUUCGCUUAGUUAUGUCUAUUGCUCAAAAAUAUGAAAACGCUGGUACAGAAAUGGGUGACCUUGUUCAGGGUGGCUUGAUUGGACUACUUCGUGGUAUUGAAAAGUUUGAUUCUUCAAAAGGGUUUAAGAUUUCAACCUACGUUUACUGGUGGAUACGUCAGGGUGUUUCAAGAGCCUUGAUUGAGAAUUCAAGAACAUUAAGAUUGCCUGCUCAUUUGCAUGAGAGAUUAUCUUUAAUCCGCAAUGCAAAGUUUAGACUAGAAGAGAGAGGCAUCACUCCAACUAUUGAUAGGAUUGCAAAACACCUUAACAUGUCUCAAAAGAAAGUCAGAAAUGCCACUGAGGCAAUCAACAAAACUAUCUCGCUUGAUAGAGAAGCAUUCCCCUCUUUGAAUGGUCUACGAGGAGACACUCAUCAUAGUUACAUUGCAGAUAAUCGCGUUGAGAACAUCCCGUGGAAGGGAGUAGAUGAGUGGGCACUAAAGGAUGAAGUGAAUAAACUCAUGAAUGUGACCCUUAAGGAACGAGAGAGAGAAAUUAUUCGACUUUAUUAUGGACUGGGUAAAGAAUGUCUUACAUGGGAAGACAUUAGUAAACGGAUGGGUUUAUCGAGAGAAAGAGUAAGGCAAGUUGGACUUGUUGCAUUGGAGAAACUAAAACAUGCUGCAAGGAAGGGAGAAUUGGAGGCAAUGCUGUUGAAACAUUGAAUUUGAACUCAUCACAGAAAUUUGUUACAAUGUAUAUAUACAGAGCGGAAGUAUGUACCUACAAAUUUCACUUCCUCAUUCAAAAAGAGUACAACGAUAUAAGGGAACAUUGAAGAUCUGUAAAUCCCCUUUAAAAUGGUUUUAGUACCAAUGAAUAUGGGUAAUUUUGGUUUUAA
Molecule: messenger RNA, 1818 nt
Organism: Vigna umbellata (rice bean)
Lineage: Eukaryota; Viridiplantae; Streptophyta; Magnoliopsida; Fabales; Fabaceae
Gene: SIGA
Product: sigma factor A
Biological process (GO): regulation of DNA-templated transcription; DNA-templated transcription initiation
Molecular function (GO): DNA-binding transcription factor activity
Source: RefSeq, a predicted model, not a curated record